This is a messenger RNA of Cololabis saira (Pacific saury), 969 nucleotides long. RefSeq names its product DELTA-actitoxin-Afr1a-like. Lineage: Eukaryota; Metazoa; Chordata; Actinopteri; Beloniformes; Belonidae. Gene Ontology annotation, biological process: pore complex assembly; cytolysis in another organism; monoatomic cation transport. The record is from RefSeq and is a predicted model, not a curated record. Gene Ontology annotation, cellular component: pore complex. The transcript is spliced from 3 exons. Bases 107 to 661 code for a protein of 184 amino acids. Gene Ontology annotation, molecular function: channel activity.
CCCCAGCAACAAUGAUCUUAGAGUUGAACUCUGCAUUUCAAACCUGACACUGCACAAGUGAGCAACGCACCUCUGGUCCUGACAGUCAACCUUUGCAAGCAGCACUAUGAGUGAAUCAGCAGAGGCGGUUUCUGCCAAUCUCACAAGCCGAAGAAAUGUCACCAUUGAGAUCACCAACCUCACCAACAAUUACUGCCUCAUUAACCCCAAGGUUUACCUGGAGAGCGGCGGCGUCCACGCCCCCCCCCAGCCCACCGUGCGGCCGCAGAAGACCGAGGUGUGCAACUUCGGUAAGACCAGCGCCAAAGCAACAGGAUCAGUGGGCGUACUGACCUACGAGCUGUUUGAGAGACAUAGCAAUUGCGCUAAAGAGAUAGUCGCAAUGAUGUUCUCUGUGCCUUACGACUACAACAUGUACAAGAACUGGCUGGGCCUGGGGAUCUACAACCAGGAGAAAGAGUGCAACAAGAAACUAUUCGAAGAAAUGUAUUACAACAAAGAGCAGCAAGGCUUUGUGCGGGAGGAGGCCAAAGGCAGCGGGCUCACCUUUGACGGUCCCAACCUGGACAUCAAGGCUACCAUGUCACCCAUGGGGAGGGCUAUUUUGAAGGUGGAGGUGUGGGACAAGCUCUUCUCUCCCAUGAUGCAACGCCCUUACUGAGCAGCUGAUACACUUUCACUUCAGAAUAAACCUGCUGUGUAGUGCUUGGCACUUUUAUACUUGUGCUCCUGUUACACCUGUUCAUGCAAUAAAUCCCUGAUGAGUCAAAACAUGAGUUUCAGUGAUCAUUACUCGGGAAAUAAAAUGCAAACUGGCAUGUUUAACGAGUCAUUGUUGCUGCAGUACGAUAUUGUUCAGGGGUGGACAUUAAUGUUCAACAUGGGCUCCAAUACUGUCCUUUUGAAUGGAAUCAUCUACAACUAUCGUGAAUUUAGAAGAACAAAGCUUAUGACUAAGAUAGUGUGAAC